AUGAACGGUGAUAUUACUAAAAUCCCUGUUCUCUCAUGUGGAGCCGUAAAACAAUUAAGCGAUAUAUUUCCAGAGCUUCCUUUACCUUCUGCAUGUACUGACGGUGUAAGCAACGACACGCUAAUAUGUGACCAGUCUUUGUCCAACGAUGUCGAGCAAGCUCUAAAUUCUAAUAAUGAAGCACUAAUUUCUAAUGUUAGUGAUGCUCUGUCUAUGGUAUCUACUCAAAAUAUUGAUCUCGUAGAUGAAACUGUAGCUAUGCCGAUAGAUAAUGCUAACGCUCCUCCAAUUUUAAAUUUUCUUCUUCAAAGGAAUUCGCGUGUUUUCAAUCAAGAGUGCGCUAGUUCUUCUCACCCUAAUAGGGCAAACUUUAAUUUUAAUUGGGAUCCUCAAGCGAAUCCUAAUGGAUUGAACAAUCAGCACAUUGUUUUUGAUGAGGAUUCUUCAGUCAAACAUCAACACAAGAGAAAGAAACGCAAAAGAAGAAAGGUAGGAAACAUGGAGCAGGAAAUUAUAAGUGAUGGAGAAUCCAAUGGCGUUUCAGUGAGUGAUUGGGAUUCUGGUAGCGAUAAUGAACCCUCUGCCCGCAAAUCCUACGAAAUUAAAAACACUGGUGGAGAGGCCCUGAAGUUAAAAAUAUCUAUCAAACGCGCUGCUCCCGUUGAGAUCAGUACUUCUGAUAACUCCUUGAAGGAACGCAAAGAGAAAAAGCACAAGAAAUCGAAGGAUAAGAGACGACAUCAUAGUCGAGAUAAAAGCCUUCCAUCCAGUGAAGGCCGCUCCGAGCAACCGCUAAUUCCACCGACUAAUGGAAUCCCAAUGACUGCUAAACCAAUGCUUGUUACUUCUCCUCCUAAGGAAAUCUUUAACAGUCAAAGACCUCCGGGUUCUUCCGCUUCACAUUCUCCUCAUCAAUUCCCCUUUGAUUUGCAGGGUGUUUUUGAUCAGACCAAGCCUGAUUUCUCAACAUUUCCGAUCAAUCUUUUUGAUGAUUUAUCUGUCCCUCAUUCGAAUGCUGCUCCCAAUCACUCAAUGACGAACUCAGUAGCUGCUCCCUUUUCCUACAAUGAUUUCCUGCCUCCUGAUCUACUUUCCAGUACAAAUAUUCCUCCUGCCCUUCCGUCGCAACAUGCUCACAACCCCUCACCUCAAACCUCUGUGUAUCAAGGGAACUUCAUGGUGGCUUCUCAUCUGGAUUAUUCAGACAAUACCCAUCCCGAUUAUCCUACCUCUUACGGUAUUGGUCAGACUACUACCACCGUUGCUCCAAUGGGAUUGGCUAGCUACCUGAAUUCCACUAAACCUCAAACGAUCUCUAACAAUCCCCCGACAUCUCAACCCACCAGCUCUGUUGUACGUUCCUCUGCUCCUGUUAAACCCUCAGCAAGACGAAGGCCACCUGUCCCAAAACGACGUCGAGCUAAUGAAGUGGAAGGAUUGCGUUCGUGGACUGUAAAGUACCCGGGACAGAAGAAUCCUACUGAGAAAAAUGCUACUGCUGACGAGUCUUCUGCUUGGGAUGCAGUUGUUGAUCGACAGGCUAAUUACCUCCGAAAAAAACGACGAUUAACUAGACAACCCACUGCUCUUGCUAAUGACUAUGUGCUGGAGAAUGAUAAAGAUUAUCCCAAGCCUCUUACAAGAAGGAAUAGUUUCGGAGAUAAUGACGUUGACGAAAGUGGGAUUGGAGGUGACAACGAUGAUACCGAUGAUCACUUGGAUCCUGAAGGUGGAAAGGGGGUCGCUAGUAUUUCUCUGCGCUCCUCUGCUGCCCGCUGUUCAUACGCCGGAAUGGAUGAAGAAGGCGAGGAUAUACCCGAUGAGGAAUGCUACAAAGAUAGCAGCACUCGAAGACGUCGCAAAGCUACUGACGAUGAUGACGCUCCGUUUGAGGUUCGGAUUAAAGAGCCUGCUGAACAACGUUUUCCUCAUUUGCAAAAAGUCACCGCGGACCGAGCGCGUCCUAUUAGAGAGCGAGUACAUCACAAACCCCUAAACGCCUAUUCUGAGGUAUUAGGUGGGGAAUCUGCCUCCGCAAGCAGUUUGAAAAAAUUCCUUUCCCACAUUGACCAUGUCUUAGAGGCUGUCGAAGAAGUGGACCUUUUAGCUGGAGGUGAAAAUGACGAUGGAAUUCCACAGGAAGCCAUAAUUUCUCCCGCAGAUAUUGCGGAACUUGUUCGAGACUCUGCCAAAUUAAAGAGUAUUCAGGCUGCAAAUCAAGUACCUACUGACCGUCUACUCAAACUUUUAACUCUCCUACUUCUUAACAUUCGAGAUGGUGUAAAUGUGGUUCGAAUUACUGGUGAUCAAGAGAGCAUGGAGAAGAUAUCACGAGCUGUGGGAGCGAGCCUUAUUGCACUGAACCUCAUGACGUCUAAAGACAUGCCUCGUGAAAUCUACUUAGAAGAUGUGAUUGAACAAGCUGUGCAAGUCACUCGGUUCCAGCUCUCUAAUUGUAUAUACCCUGAGUAUGAUCCAGCCUAUAGAAUUGAGAACACAGCCAAGGAUAAUCAAAGUAGCAUUAAAUCUCGUCGUGCUCGUGAAAGGGAUAUUCAUAAAUCCACGGCAGUUGUUCAUCUCUAUCAUCGACUAGUUGAAGUUGUUUCGGGUCUUUCUGAACUUGUGCAUAUCCAGCGUUUAACCGACAGUCUCAUUCUCUCGCUCUGCACUGUCGGUGUAUCAAUCUUCUUUGUGGAAAAUGUUAGCGAGUUGCAGCUAUCGGGAUUGAAAUUAGUCCCGGCCUUGUAUGCUCACUACCAUAUGUGUCGUCAAUUAGUCACCGAAGAGUUGAUAUCAGGAAUAGCGCGCUUACCUUCAAGCAAGCGCAACCUUCGCACUUAUCGCUUGAACUCAGAGGAAAGUAUUCAAAUGUUCACAGCGUUAUCACUUCUACUUGUACAGUCUCUCAUUGAGCUGCCAACCGUUCCCAGUUUCGGUCAACAGUCAAAAGACAAACAACAACAGGAGUAUCUUGAACAACAUCAAAAUUCCUCUGCUGUUGAUUCAACUUCAUCGUUGCAUGAAAUUAAACCCGAUGAUGAAGUUCUUGUUGUCAGCUCCUACAAACGGGCUGUACUUACUGCACACAAUUUUCUUGCUAGCUUUCUCAGGAAGUCCACAACAAGAGGCGAAGAUGACUACCGAAUGAUAUUUGAGAACUUUGUGAAUGAUCUCCUCUUAACUGUGAACAAACCGGAGUGGCCAGCUGCUGAAGUUAUGUUGAGUCUCCUUGGUAGUCUCUUAGUUCAACAGUUCAACAAUAAGUCCCUCGACCAAUCUGUUCGGGUUACCAGUGUAGACUAUCUCGGCACAGUCGCGUCAACGCUUCGUCGAGAUGCUGUGACGAGUCAACUGAAAGAACACGACAUUGACGUUAUUCUUCGAGAACUCACUGAAGGUAGUCAAUCAGAUAGUGAGGACGAAGAAGAAUUGGGCGGGGAGCAAGAGGACGAAAGUCACAAAAUCGAAAAAGGGACUUCUUACUUAAAACCCGAAGAAGGGCAGCAGAAACCCUCCACG
Messenger RNA from Rodentolepis nana, 3519 nucleotides. Lineage: Eukaryota; Metazoa; Platyhelminthes; Cestoda; Cyclophyllidea; Hymenolepididae. The record is from the annotation of a GenBank genome assembly.